AGAGCCUGCUUGCUAUACGCGGCUGCAGUCAGUGUCUCGCGCUCAGCUUGCCCUGUGUGAGGACCAGGAAGGAGCGGGUGACAGACUGGAGAUCACGUGACCGGCGCAGCUUCCCCUGCAGAGGAGAGCGCUGUAUGACAGGCGCGCGGGAGAAGCGGAGUAUCGUGUGUCACUGCUUGGCCGCCUCGUUAUACCGCUCCAUCCCGCCUCGCUAUACCGCUCCAUCCCGCGCGCUGCCCCCCCGGCCAGCUCCUCAGACACCCCUCCUCCCCCUGUCACCGCGGGCCGCUCGCUCCGUCUGUUACGGACACACAGGAAGUAAAGGGCAGCGGCGGCCAUGGGUCUACUCUCUCACGGCUCCCCGCUCAGCUGGGAAGAGACCAAGAAAUACGCCGACCAUGUCCGGCAACACGGCGUGCUGCAAUUCCUGCACAUCUACAACCGGGUCAAAGAGCGACAGAAAGAUGUCCUCAAAUGGGGGGACGAGGUGGAGUACAUGUUAGUGUCGUUUGAUCAUGAACACCAAAAAGUACGGCUAGUGCUUAAAGGAGAGGAAAUGCUGGACACUCUUCAAGACCAAGGAGAAAAAAUAAAUCCUAACCAUCCAACACUUUGGAGACCAGAAUAUGGUAGUUACAUGAUUGAGGGUACGCCAGGACAACCUUAUGGUGGUACCAUGUCUGAAUUUAACACUGUGGAAGACAACAUGAGGAAAAGACGUCUGGAAGCCUCCUCAUUACUGGGAGAGAAUACAUCAAUUUGCACAAUAACAUCCUUUCCAAGGCUUGGAUGUCCAGGAUUUACGUUACCUGAAUUUCCACCAACGCCAGUGGAACAAGGGGCUUCAAAGUCCCUCUUCUUCCCUGAUGAAGCCAUUAACAAACACCCUAGAUUUAGUACUUUAACAAGAAAUAUUCGACACAGAAGAGGGGAAAAGGUGGCUAUUAAUGUACCAAUUUUUAAAGAUCGAAACACACCAUCUCCAUUUAUUGAAAGAUUUCAUAAUGAUAGUGGAGAUGAUGCCAAAGCAGCUUUGCCAAAUCAUAUAUACAUGGAUGCAAUGGGAUUUGGCAUGGGCAACUGCUGCCUUCAGGUAACUUUUCAAGCAUGCAGCAUUUCUGAAGCCAGAUAUUUGUAUGAUCAACUAGCUACCAUAUGUCCUAUUGUGAUGGCUUUAAGUGCUGCAGCACCAUUUUACAGAGGAUAUGUGUCUGAUAGAGACUGCCGCUGGGGUGUAAUUUCUGCAUCAGUUGAUGAUCGAACUAAAGAAGAAAGGGGGCUGAAGCCUCUGAACAAUAAUAAAUAUCAAAUAAGUAAAUCUCGUUAUGAUUCCAUAGACAGUUAUUUGUCUAAAUGUGGAGAAAAAUACAAUGAUAUUGACUUGACAAUAGACAAAGAGAUCUAUAGUCAAUUAACAAGUGAAGGAAUUGAUCAUCUAUUAGCCCAACACAUUGCACAUCUUUUUAUUAGAGACCCACUGACUUUAUUUGAGGAAAAAAUACACCUGGAUGAUGUCAAUGAAUCAGACCAUUUUGAGAACAUUCAGUCAACAAACUGGCAGACCAUGAGAUUUAAGCCUCCCCCACCAAAUUCUGAUAUAGGCUGGAGAGUGGAAUUCCGCCCAAUGGAGGUCCAGUUAACAGAUUUUGAAAACUCUGCUUAUGUUGUGUUUGUAGUUUUGCUGACAAGAGUUAUUCUUUCCUAUAAGUUGGAUUUUCUCAUCCCCUUGUCAAAGGUGGAUGAUAAUAUGAAGGAGGCCCAGAAAAGAGAUGCAGUGCGACAGGGAAUGUUCUACUUUAAAAAAGAUAUAUGUAAAGCGGGAAAUCCUGUAGUUGAUGGUUGUUGUACAGCAUAUAAUGGCACAGAAACUGACCCAGAAGAAUAUACCCUAAUGAGCAUUGAUACAAUCAUCAAUGGAAAGGAAGGUGUAUUUCCAGGGUUAAUUCCAAUCUUAAACUCUUAUCUUGAAAACAUGGAAGUGGAUGUGGAUACCCGCUGUACAAUCUUAAACUAUCUUAAGCUUAUUAAGAAAAGGGCUUCCGGUGAGUUGAUGACUGCAGCUAGGUGGAUGAGAGAAUUUGUGUCAAACCACCCAGAAUACAAGCAAGACAGUGUAAUCACAGACAAAAUAAACUAUGACCUUAUUGUGAAAUGCAACCAAAUUGCAAAUGAAGAGGCAAACUGCCCAGAAUUGCUUGGUUUUACAAUCAAUAAAUUCAAGACAAGUGGAACUAAAAAUGUAUCUUCAUGAUGUGCAAAAGUACAGUAGACCACAAAAAUGUAGUUUGUAAAUGAAACUGCAUUGUUUUGGUUUAAUGACCAAACUCACACUGCGCUUACAAUUUAAGCCAAAAUGGCUUCAUGCAGUGAUUUCUUCUUAAAAAGUAACAUAUUCCUAUUGUCAAAGCUUAUACGAUGUAUAUGUAAAUAGUAAAAUAUUUUUAUGACUAACCUUGUAUCUAGAAAGAAAGAAAAAAAUCAUUACUGUGAAGUAAACUUUUUAUGUAUGCUCUUGGGGGUAAAUGUUUGGUUUUUUUCUUUCAGUGUGGUACCAGUUUGUGUAUUUUUAGCCCUUUUUAUUUCAUUAAUUUGUAUCUUUACUAAUGAAUGUAAUACGCAAGCAUUGUACAAUACCUAAUGCCUCAACUACGAAUAUACUUGAUUAUUUUAUUUUGUAAUUUUUAAUUUUGUAUGCGCACACAAGUUAUCUUGCUAGUUUCUUGGCAAAGAAAGAGUGUCACUUAUUUAUAUAAUCCCCAAAAUUAAGCAGUGAGCUGAAAGACCUAAUUGCUGAAGUAAGCGUUUAUGCCCAUUGGUGCACUGGUAUUGCCGAAGGGAAGCUGGAUCUGAAUUCCAUUUGUUUUCACAGCAUUUUAUUCUCACAAUUUAGUUUAGACACGUUCUGCCUGUUGAAGGAUAAAAACUGCUUAGCCCAUCAAAUCUUCAGAAUUCCUGACUUUCAACAAACGUGGAUUGUUAAACUGGCAGGUAUUGGCAUUGCUGUUGGGGUUCCAAAAUUGUGUUUGUUUAAACACACUAAAGAUUCUUUGGGAAACCUUACUUGGCCUUACAUUGUUCUCUUUCAGAAUGAAAUUUAAUGAACUAUAGUUUGUCCACUGUGUAAAUAUUGUCUGCAGUAAUGCUCCUUCCUUUUUGUGAUAUGGAAAUUUGUAUGCUGAUUAGGUUCAAGUAACACUCAAAAGUGCUUAAGAGCUGUAUAUAUCUUGACUCUAGGUUUCAGGUGUAUGUGAUGCGAAAAGUAUAUUUUUAUCAAUGCCCUGCACGGUCUUUGGGAAAGGCAUGUUUCCUUGUUGCAAGGUUUGCUAUACAAAUUUACAUAGGAUGUGUUUUUGAAAACCUGAAAUAAUGUAGUUAAGUCAUACAACACUGUUUUAAUAUCUAUGUACAUUGAAAAAAUUAUAGCUGGUACCCUCUGUUGAAAGGAAAAUAAAAUUGAAAUAUAUUUCAAACUGUUAAAUUC
Pelobates fuscus (common spadefoot toad) is the source of this 3481-nucleotide messenger RNA. RefSeq names its product glutamate-cysteine ligase catalytic subunit (gene GCLC). The transcript is spliced from 16 exons. The coding region runs from base 338 to 2251 and encodes 637 amino acids. Gene Ontology annotation, molecular function: glutamate-cysteine ligase activity. Gene Ontology annotation, cellular component: glutamate-cysteine ligase complex. NCBI's taxonomy places the organism in Eukaryota, Metazoa, Chordata, Amphibia, Anura, Pelobatidae. Gene Ontology annotation, biological process: glutathione biosynthetic process. The record is from RefSeq and is a predicted model, not a curated record.